Messenger RNA from Apis cerana (Asiatic honeybee), 1187 nucleotides. RefSeq names its product proteasome assembly chaperone 2. Lineage: Eukaryota; Metazoa; Arthropoda; Insecta; Hymenoptera; Apidae. Gene Ontology annotation, biological process: proteasome assembly. Gene Ontology annotation, cellular component: nucleus; cytosol. The record is from RefSeq and is a predicted model, not a curated record.
UAAUAAGUUUGAAGCAUUGUUAUAUAUUUCUUAUAUAUUUAUACUUCUAUUAGUUUUAUGAUAAAGUAUGUUAUAAAAAAUAUAUUAUUAUUAUUUAAAAUUAAAUUAAAUUAUAUAUAAUUGUAUAUAGUUAUAUAUAAAAUUUUUAUUUGAUAUAUAAAAAUAUAUAAACAUAUAAGUAAAUAAUUAUAAAAAAAAUAUUUAAUAGUUAUUUUAUUGUGAUGAUUUGUAAAUUUUAAAUUUAUAAAAAUAAAAAUUAAAAUGAUAAAAUUUUUAAUAUGUUCAUUUAAAUAUUAUAUUUAUAUUUUUAUACAUCAUAAGAAUUUUUAUUUAAUGAAUUUUAUUAAUAAAAUAGGUAACUACUUAUUAAAAAAAUGAUAAAAAUACUGGAAGAAAUUAACCUUGAAAAUUAUACUCUAAUACUUCCUUCAGUGGCUGUUGGAAAUAUUGGACAAUUAUGCAUUGAUUUGUUAAUAUCUAAUUUAAAUUUGCACAAAAUUGGAAGUUUAUGGAAUUCUAUGUUUCUCCCAAUCUGUGGACUUAAUCCUUAUGAUAAAAAUUCUAAUUCUCUUUGUACUACUGGUGACUUUUAUGUUGGAACAUAUAACAUAAUUCUUUUACAAUUACGUUCACCUUAUGUUGGUAAUUUAAAUAAUUUCUUUGAUGAAUUAAUACAAUUUAUUCAACAUAAAAAAAUUUGCAAGAUAAUAAUUUUAACCAGCAGUUAUGAUUACGAGUGCAUAAAUGGAUCAGAAACUAAAAGCUUAAGAUAUCUUUCUUCAGAUAAUUUUUUAUUAAAUAAUGAGAAACUUCUUAAAAUUCUUUCUUGGAAAAGACAUAUAAAAAAUAUAACAAAGGAUUCUAUAGAAGAAUGUUACAUUUCAGGUGGUGGAUUUGCAAAUAGUUUUUACAAGCAUCUCAAAUCAAUGGAAAUUUGUUGUACAAUACUUUUUUGUUAUUGCUCAGAAGGAGAUAAUGUUUCCGAUGCAUUAGUACUUUUCAAUGGAUUGAAUGAAUGGUUGAAUUUAAUAAGUGAUAUUGAUAAUAACAGUAUUAAAUAUCCACCUUCUUGGGAAUAUUUUUUCGGCAAUCCACCUUCUUCUGAUAUAUAUUAAAUUUUAUAUUUCAUUAAUUAUAUUUCAUAAAUAGUUUUGAUGUAUUUUAAAAAUAAAUUAGAUAAAAAUUAA